Cygnus atratus (black swan) is the source of this 3646-nucleotide messenger RNA. RefSeq names its product ADAM metallopeptidase with thrombospondin type 1 motif 17 (gene ADAMTS17). The coding region runs from base 29 to 3376 and encodes 1115 amino acids. Gene Ontology annotation, cellular component: extracellular matrix. Gene Ontology annotation, molecular function: metalloendopeptidase activity. The transcript is spliced from 23 exons. The record is from RefSeq and is a predicted model, not a curated record. NCBI's taxonomy places the organism in Eukaryota, Metazoa, Chordata, Aves, Anseriformes, Anatidae. Gene Ontology annotation, biological process: extracellular matrix organization; proteolysis.
CCGCUCCGCGCCCCGCCGCUGCCGGAAAAUGUUCGACGGCUGCCUCCUGCCCCUCGUCUUCCCCUGCCUGCUGCUGCUGGGCGGGACGGACGCCGCCACAGCUGGCGGCGCGGAGCUGGAAGUGGUGAUCCCGGAGCGAGUGGCGCUGGAGAAGAUCCACCUGCUGCCGCCCGCCGGCCGAGGGGAUCGCGGCGGCGGCGGCGGCCCCCGGCGCCGACGGGCGCUGGAGCGGGCGGCGGAGGCCCUGCUGCUGCUGCGCCUGCCCGCCGCCGGCACCGAGCUCUACGUGCAGCUCCGCCGCGACCUCCGCUUCCUCGCCCGGGACUUCGUGGUGGAGCAUCGGCGCGGGGAAGGGCGGCGGGCGGCCGGCCCCCGGCGGCCCUCGGAGGAGCGGCUCUGCUUCUACACGGGACACGUGCUGAACCGCAGCGACUCCUUCGCCUCCCUCAGCACCUGCGCCGGGCUGGUUGGCUAUAUUCAGAUUGGAUCAGAGCAAAUGUUAAUACAACCAGUGAAUACAUCAGAGACCUCAUUUAGUGGAAAAGAACACUUCAUCAGACAUAGGCGCUCCACAAAACCAAGCCAUCCCAUGAAGUCGCACAUUCCUGAUGAGCACUGCAAGGUUGUAGCAGAAAAGAAGAGGCAAAAGAAGAUGAAAUCAACCAGUGACUGGAGGGAGAGAAGAAAUGCUAUUCGGCUUACCAACGAGUACACAGUAGAAACACUGGUGGUGGCAGAUGCUGAUAUGGUCCAAUACCACGGUGCAGAGGCUGCCCAAAGAUUCAUCCUCACAGUUAUGAAUAUGGUGUACAACAUGUUUCAACAUCAAAGUCUUGGAAUUAAAGUCAGCAUUCGAGUGACAAAACUGGUCCUGCUUCGCAAUCGACCUGCAAAGUUGUCUAUUGGGCAUCAUGGAGAGAGGUCUCUGGAGAGCUUUUGCCACUGGCAAAAUGAAGAAUAUGGUGGAGCUAAGUACCUUGGUAACAACCAGGUUCCUGGUGCAAGGGAUGACACCCCUCCUGUGGAUGCUGCUGUUUUUGUAACCAGGACAGAUUUCUGCGUACACAAAGACGAGCCUUGUGACACUGUGGGAAUUGCUUACCUGGGAGGUGUUUGCAGUGCCAAGAGAAAAUGUGUACUUGCUGAAGAUAAUGGUCUCAAUCUGGCAUUUACAAUUGCACAUGAACUUGGGCACAACAUGGGAAUGAGCCAUGAUGACGAUCAUCUGCCCUGUGCAGGGAGGUCCCAUAUUAUGUCUGGAGAAUGGGUCAAGGGCAGGAACCCCAGUGACCUUUCCUGGUCUUCAUGCAGCCGCGAUGACCUUGAAAACUUCCUAAAAUCCAAGGUCAGCACCUGUUUGCUGGUAACAGACCCCCGAAGCCAGUACGCGGUGCGGCUCCCUCACAAGCUGCCUGGAAUGCACUACAGCGCCGAUGAGCAGUGUCAGAUCCUCUUUGGGACCAAUGCUACGUUCUGUAAAAAUAUGGAGCAUUUGAUGUGUGCUGGGCUCUGGUGCCUGGUGGAAGGAGAUACAUCCUGCAAAACAAAGUUGGAUCCCCCUCUGGAUGGCACUGAAUGUGGCGCAGACAAGUGGUGCCGAGCUGGGGAGUGUGUCAGUAAAACUCCCAUCCCUGAGCAUGUUGAUGGAGACUGGAGCAUGUGGAGCCAGUGGAGCAUGUGCAGCCGGACAUGUGGCACAGGAGUGCGAUUCAGACAGCGGAAGUGCGACAAUCCCCCCCCGGGGCCCGGCGGGAAGAACUGCCGUGGAGCCAGCGUGGAGCACACCGUGUGUGAGAACUUGCCCUGCCCCAAAGGUGUGCCGAGCUUCAGGGACCAGCAGUGCCAGGCCCACGACAGAUACACCAACAAGAAGAAAAGCCUCCUGACAGCUGUCAUUGUUGAUGAUAAGCCAUGUGAGCUCUUCUGUUCUCCACUGGGGAAGGAUUCUCCUGUGCUGGUGGCAGACAGAGUCCUUGAUGGUACUCCAUGUGGGCCUUACGAGACUGACCUCUGUGUACAUGGCAAGUGCCAGAAAAUUGGCUGCGAUGGAAUCAUUGGUUCAGCUGCCAAAGAGGAUCGCUGUGGAAUCUGCAGUGGUGAUGGCAAAACCUGUAAAGUGGUGAAAGGCGACUUCAACCACACGAAGGGGAUGGGUUACAUCGAAGCAGCUGUGAUCCCUGCAGGUGCCCGACGGAUCAGAGUGGUUGAGGACAAACCUGCUCACAGUUUUCUGGCUUUAAAAGAUUCCAGUAAGAGAUCCAUUAACAGCGACUGGAAAAUUGAGCUUCCUGGUGAGUUUCAGAUCGCAGGCACUACUGUCCGGUACGUGCGAAGGGGUCUGUGGGAGAAAAUCUCUGCCAAAGGACCAACUAAAAUACCACUGCACUUGAUGGUGCUGUUAUUUCAUGACCAGAAUUAUGGAAUUCAUUAUGAAUACACCAUUCCUGUAAACUAUACUGCUGAAAACAGAAGCGAGCCAGAAAAGCAACAGGAUUCUUUGUACAUCUGGACGCACAGCGGAUGGGAAGGGUGCAGCGUGCAGUGUGGAGGAGGCGAACGGAAAACAAUUGUGUCCUGUACUCGAAUUAUUAACAAGACCAUGACACUGGUGAAUGACAGUGACUGCCAGCGAGUGAAUCGCCCCGAGCCCCAGGUCAGGAAAUGUAACACACACCCCUGCCAGUCACGGUGGGUGACUGGCCAUUGGAGUCCCUGCUCUGCCACUUGUGAGAAAGGUAUCCAGCACCGGGAGGUGACUUGUGUCUACCAGUUGCAGAAUGGCACCUACGUUAACACGAGAGACCUCUACUGCCUGGGCAACAAACCAGCAACAGUACAGAGCUGUGAAGGACGGGACUGCCUCUCUAUCUGGGAAGCAUCAGAGUGGUCAAAGUGUUCAGCAGACUGUGGCAAAGGGAUCCAGAAAAGAACAGUGACGUGCACAAAUUCUCAAGGAAAGUGUGAUGCAGCCACCAGGCCAAGAGACGAGGAGGAGUGUGAGGAUCACACCGGCUGUUACGAAUGGAAAACAGGCGAUUGGUCUAAGUGCUCCUCAACCUGUGGGAAGGGCCUCCAGUCACGUGUGGUGCAGUGCAUGCACAAAGUCACCGGGCGCCACGGCAGCGAGUGUCCCGUCCUGUCCAAGCCAGCGGCCUACAGGCAGUGCCACCAGGAGGUCUGCAAUGAGAAGAUUAACGUCAACACAAUUACCUCGCCCAGACUUGCUGCUCUCACGUACAAGUGCACAGGCGACCAGUGGACAGUGUACUGCAGGGUGAUCCGGGAGAAGAACCUGUGCCAAGACAUGCGGUGGUAUCAGCGCUGUUGCCAGACUUGCAGAGACUUUUAUGCAAACAAGAUGCAGCAGAAGAGUUAAUGAACCUGUGCUACUUCUUAGGGUAUUACAGCUAUUUGUAUGUAAGUCACGGACUAGUAGGUCUGAGUACUGGAACUUCAUGAGUUUGCUACAAUGUGGUGGAUUCCAAAGCAUACCUAAUAAGACUUGAAACUAAUUCUACAGACUGGAUACCAAAGUAAUCCACUCAUCCACCUUAAAAAAAUUAAAAAUAAACAUAAAAAGCACACACAAAAACAAAACAAAACAAAAGCAGAAAAGAGUCAUCUCAAGGAGCCAAUCAUUUUAUCA